This is a messenger RNA of Lutzomyia longipalpis, 3418 nucleotides long. It is a transcript of the gene ttv, whose product is annotated as exostosin-1. The transcript has 8 exons. NCBI's taxonomy places the organism in Eukaryota, Metazoa, Arthropoda, Insecta, Diptera, Psychodidae. Bases 659 to 2926 code for a protein of 755 amino acids. The record is from RefSeq and is a predicted model, not a curated record. Gene Ontology annotation, cellular component: membrane. Gene Ontology annotation, molecular function: glycosyltransferase activity.
GAAAUGCGGGGAAAACAUUCGCCGCGAGAAAUCGAAGUUUCAGCACUUUUUUUGAGGGCGAUGUUUUUUGCAAAUAAAAUUAAAAAUUAGUAAAUUGAUAAUAUUGAUUGUAUCGCAAAUGCUAAUUAGUUUUGUAACAAAGUGUAGUGUUUUAGAGAAUGUUUAGUGUAAUGUGAGUUCGAUUGGAACCGUGGUGGAAAAGAUGAUUUUUGCUUGAGAAGUUUUUGACAUUUCUUCCAUGAAAACAUUUUCCUUUUUUCCUCUGGCUUCCCUUUCUUAUUUGCAAUUGGGGCUCCCCGAAGAAGUCCCGCUGUGCUUAAGACAGACAGAAAACAACGCCAGGAGGAAGUAAAUGUAGUUAAAAGAUGGAUCCCUGAGGUGGGAAUUACGGGAGAAAUUAGUGAGAAUAUGCAGAUUGUGUGCUUCCGCCGUAGACUAGAGGAAUCUCCCGGAAAUGCUUGAAGGUUGUGUUGUUGAUUGCCGGAAUGACACGACCCGAAUGGAUGGUGGAGUGGAUUUUUGCGAAUGCCAGCUCUCCUCAAGUGACCAUGUAAUCUGCUGCAUGCAGAAAGUGGGGGAAGAACUCCAAACCUGACUGAUAACCCGUGUGUAGUGCAUGUAUAGCGAAAGGUGAAAAGUGAGUGUAAAAGAGUGAGAGAUGCAGGCGAAGAAACGGUAUAUCCUCGUGUUCGUGUCAUGUGCUUUCCUGGCCUAUUGCUACUUUGGUGGGUAUCGCCUUAAAGCUCCACGCGGUGCCACGGAGCCUAGCAGCUUGCCCUCCUUCACGCAUCUGGUGGCAUUUCACGAGGGUAUCAGUGGUGACCUGGAUGAUUUGGCCAAUGCACCAGCUGCCCCGUUCAUUGGGACAUGGAGUGCAGAUUCCCACACAGCAACAUUCGCACCACACUCCGAUCCGGGCACAAGGGGAGACGACAGGAAGAAGGCCUGCCGUAUGGAAACAUGCUUUGACUUCUCACGCUGCUAUAGCGACUUUCUCGUUUAUGUCUAUCCUCCGGAACCCCUAAACUCAUUAGGUGCCGCUCCACCAAUUAGUCCCAAUUACCAAAAAAUCAUCUCAGCCAUCACAGAGAGCAGGUACUACACAACGGAUCCGGAUAAAGCGUGUCUCUUUGUUCUUGGCAUCGACACCUUAGAUCGUGACUCUCUCAGUGAGGAUUACGUUAGAAAUGUGCCGUCACGUCUCCAGCGAUUGCCACAUUGGAAUAAUGGGCGGAAUCACAUUAUAUUCAAUCUAUACUCUGGCACGUGGCCAGAUUACGCCGAGUACAGUCUGGGAUUUGAUCCAGGCGAAGCAAUUCUCGCCAAGGCUAGCAUGAGCAUACAGCAGAUGCGCCCAGACUUUGAUAUCAGUAUACCUCUCUUCCACAAACAAUUUCCCCUCCGUGCUGGCAACUCUGGAUUUGUGGUCAGCAACAAUUUUCCGGCCAACAAAAAGUACUUGCUCGCCUUCAAGGGUAAAAGAUACGUCCAUGGGAUUGGUUCUGAAACGAGGAAUUCACUAUUUCACUUGCACAAUGCUAGAGAUUUGGUGUUAGUUACAACAUGCCGUCAUGGCAAAAGUUGGCGAGAAUUGCAAGAUGCUCGAUGUGAUGAGGACAAUCGAGAGUAUGACAGAUAUGAUUACGAAACAUUGUUGCAAAAUUCAACAUUCUGUCUAGUUCCACGAGGGCGUAGAUUAGGAUCUUUCCGCUUCCUUGAAGCUCUGCAAGCAGGAUGUAUACCUGUUCUUUUAUCAAAUUCAUGGAUGCUACCAUUUCAAUCUAAAAUCGAUUGGACACAAGCAGCUAUAUGGGCAGACGAGCGUCUCCUUCUUCAAGUGCCCGAUGUGAUUAGAUCGAUUUCAGCUAGUCGUAUUUUAGCACUUCGCCAACAAACCCAAGUGCUUUGGGAUAAAUAUUUUAGUUCCAUAGAAAAGAUUGUUUUUACAACGUUUGAAAUUAUACGUGAGCGUAUACCGGAUUAUCCCCAACGCAAUGGACUUGCUUGGAAUUCUGCACCGGGUGCUCUGCUUACAUUGCCAACAUAUUCAGACAGCCUGAGGCAUAUGCCAUUUCACAUGGAUAUUGAUGAUUAUCAACCAGGACAUAAUUACACUGCAAUUAUAUUUGUACAAAUAGGAACAUCUUUGACACCAAAUACAGCAUUAUAUCGACUAGUCAAAAGUAUAACACGAAGUCUAUUUGUGGAUAGGAUUUUAAUACUCUGGGCAUCUGAUCGACCUAUUCCACCGCGCAAAAGGUGGCCAGCAAUGGGCCAUAUAUCCUUCAAUAUUAUACAAAGCAAUACAAAUGAAGAGCGCACGAGCAUAUCCCAAAGAUUUUAUCCUCAUCAUUUAAUUAAAACUGAUGCAAUUCUAUCUCUCGAUGAAGAUGCUAUUCUCAAUACAGAAGAAUUAGAUUUUGCAUAUCGUGUCUGGAGGGAUUUUCCAGAUCGUAUUGUUGGUUACCCAGCACGAGCUCAUUAUUGGGACGAUGGAAAGAAUGCAUGGGGCUAUACAUCUAAAUGGACCAACUAUUAUUCCAUUGUCCUGACUGGUGCUGCGUUUUAUCACAGAUACUACAAUUAUCUGUAUACCAAUUGGCUAUCAUUAUUACUACUGAAAACUGUACAACAAUCGUCCAAUUGUGAAGAUAUUCUGAUGAAUUUCCUUAUAUCGCAUGUAACAAGGAAACCACCAAUUAAAGUUACACAGAGAAAGGGUUAUAAAGAUAGAGAAAGUGGAAGGUCGCCAUGGAAUGAUCCAGAUCAUUUUAUUCAAAGACAAAGUUGUUUAAAUACAUUUGCUGCAGUUUUCGGAUAUAUGCCACUUUUACGAUCCAAUUUACGACUGGAUCCUGUAUUGUAUCGUGACCCUGUAUCAAAUUUAAGAAAAAAGUAUCAUCAAAUAGAAUUAGUAGGUAGCUAGCGAUUUAUUUACAAUUUUAAAAAGUGAAAAUAAAACCUAAACAUGACGCUAAUGAACUGUUAAAUUGAGACAUGCUUGUGAAACUUAGAGAAAAAAAAUUACGAAGCGAAUUGAUAAAUUCAAAAUUGUGAAUAUAAAUGUAUAAUGUAAACAUUUUUCGUGUAAGACUAAGCAAAGAGUUCUGACUUGUAUUGUAAGCUACCAAAUUCAAAAUGUUAAAUGCGUAUAAAGUAGUUGAAAAAAAAGCCCAUAGUUGAGAUGUUUUAUCUUUUUGUUCAUGUCUGGAAACGUGUAUUACGUAUUUUAUACGCACAUAGUGUAUAUACAACAUAAACCUACAUAAUAUACAUAAAAUAGGGAUGAUGAUAUGAUAAAGAGAAGAAGCAAGUUCGCAGAAAAAUCAUUAAAGAGAUUCCAAAAUAAUACAAUAUAUAUUAACAUAAAUCUCUACAACAUUUCGAUGAGCUUUUAAUAAAGAACUUUUCAUUUGAA